CACUUUGAGCGCACAACCUCCUGGAGCUCCUUUUCACCUGCACUGCAGCGUCUGCUCAGCCCUGCGCCGCCGCCCAAUCCGUCCGCGCUGCACGGCUCCUGCGAGGCAUCACCGUGGAGCUGGGUGGGGGGUGGGAACACAGGUAUACGUGCCACAUGAGGGCCACUCUCUGAAGAGCAGCUGCGGGCAGCGCACCUCCAACUGAUGAAGACGCAGCAGUGUAGGGAAGAGAAGGGGAGACAUCGGUUCGCAGCCAGCGAGCGCAGAUCCGGUGCGCGUUUCUUGUGUGGGACAAGGCUGGGGCAGAGAAGGAAUCCGUGCGUCCGCGUGUCCUUGCGCCACGGGGACAUGUGCUAAGUAACGGGGGAGGACGGAAACAUGCAGGGCAAGUGACCGUGGGGGAAAGCAGGCAGCCUACUACGCACGAGCGCGCUCCCUCCGGACCUCCUCGCUGAACUUUACCCGCUGCGCUCUGACGCGAUGGCCGCCGCCGCCGCCGCCGCCGCCGCUUCCCUGGGCGAAGUUGGAGGCGUCCUGCACGGCAUCGACGGUGUCGCACACGUCGGGUCCCACUUCUUCCUGACCCCUCUCGGGGACGGUCCGACGCUGCUGGGGGAGCACCUCAUACCCGGGGACAGGCUGUCCCGCAGCACCGCGGCGGAUUUAACGCACCUCAAGGGGAUCCUGAGGAGGAGACAGUUGUACUGCAGGACUGGCUUUCACCUGGAAAUACUUCCGGAUGGCACAGUGCAAGGGACGAGGAAGGACCACAGUCGUUUUGGUAUUUUGGAAUUCAUAAGCCUGGCUGUCGGGUUGAUAAGCAUUAGAGGGGUGGACAGUGGACUCUACCUGGGGAUGAACAACAAAGGAGAGCUGUACGGCUCUGAGAAGCUCACGGCUGAAUGUGUCUUCAGGGAGCAGUUUGAGGAGAACUGGUACAACACGUACUCCUCCAACCUCUACAAGCACGGGGACAAAGGGACGCGUUACUUUGUGGCGUUAAACAAGGACGGGACGCCGAGGGAUGGGACUAAAUCCAGGCGGCACCAGAAAUUUACUCACUUCUUGCCCAGGCCCGUGGACCCCGACCGUGUGCCAGAGCUGUACAGGGAUAUCUUGGGACACAGCUGAGACCCGGAGACCUGCAUGGCGCAGAUCUGGAGUAGCUGCUGAAACCCUCCGCAGGCAGGGAGCAGAGAAGAGAGAGAGAGAGAGAGAGAGAGGGGGACGCAGGCAGGGAUGUUGCCGGUGACGGCUGGUGGACAGCGGCCCGACCAGCAGGGAUACGGGCACCGGGGGGGCCUCUUGUAGGAAUGCACGGGCCAUCUCUCAGCAGCCAGGACGGCAGGUUAGAAUGUCUGCACGCUUGGCAUGAGGGGGUCAUUUGUUUCAGAGGACGGACGACCCUUGAAAGUACCUGCUGUGGAAUAGGAGACGGAGAGGAAACAGAGCUGAAAGGACAAGGGAGCAUCUCCUCCGUUGUCUGUCGGACAGAUGCGUCCGUCAAUGUGGAGUCCAUGGGAAUCUGCGGUAUCACGGGACGGUACUUUUUACUCGGAUGCUGUGUCAGAGAGCAACAGUUUGUUCAGAAGGACUUUGAAGGAAUUCUGUUUUGUUUUUCUAUUUCUUACCUGACUCUAGACCCAUUUAAAAACAGAGCAAAGUGUAACAAUUUAUUUAUUCCUUUUAGAUACAUAUAUUUAUGUUAUAUAUUUAUUUAUUUGAGAAUAUAUUUUUACAGUUAGAUACAUGCAUUUUUAAAAACAAAACACUAGAACUUGUACUGAUACACAAAGACUGAGACACUGUACCGUUCAGUCUUUUGUUUUGGGAAGAAAAAAAGCGCAGCCAGUGAUAUAUAGUGUAAUAUGGCAAAAAAAUAUGAAACAUAUUAGCAAGAUUUGGAAACGAUCCCCACCUCUGAAAUAUAUUCUAUCACAAUGAGAUAACUGUGAAUCUUUUUCUUAUUUUUAUUCUUUGUCUUUUUUCGACAGGGUGAUUACAACCAAACUACUGUUACAUGUGUUAUAAUCAGAGUCUGACGUCGACAUACUGACAAUACAAACAAUAAAUUGCUAAAAAAAAAAAAGCCUUUUUGUCAGCCCGUGUGAUCAGAGAACAGUCAGUUGCUCACUUUUCAACUUUUUCUUACUUUUAACGGCGCAAUAUUUGUAAAGAAGUAUACUUUACUGGUUGCCUUUGUUUUUCAGAGUUCAAACAUAUAAACCUGCUUACAAGAACAAUGUUGUCUUUCUUUACGGACGCCAUUGUGCCAAGGGAUGAGUCGCAGGCCCGACGCGCGCGUAAAACUUCAAAGCGUCCCUCCUGAGCAACGACACGAUCGGGGCCAAAUAAAAACCUGACCUUCUGCUCAGGCCCGGCAACUUUAACAGCUGUAUAAAGCUGGAGGUCAGCGCGAUAAGGAUUAAGUCACCUCUGCUGACAGUUUGGAGAGCGCAGUUUUGUUGAAACGUCUUAUUAGGACCAUGGAAUGCAAAGGUGGCCGAAGCGUCUUUGAGUGUCACCCGUGUCUCAUUCUGCCGCUUCCAGACGACUCCUGCCUUUUUUCCUUUGAAAAAAAAAAAAGUUUCAAUUUGCAAUGAACUGUUAAACAAAAAGGCCACCACCUAAUAUCUGCGCGCAGUUUCCUGCACGGCUGGGGAGCAGAUCUGUGCCGGAGCAUGAACGCUCCAGCCUGUGAUCUCGGCCCGUGUGUGUGAUGGUGAGCCAGUGGGAUGUGUCUCGAUACGGGGAGUCGGCCCCGCUUGCCAACUCUCUCCCGUCUGCAGCACGACACAGUGGGACUUUCCCACUUGCACCACCUUGAACAUCAACACGCUUCUGUCGUCGAUUAAUGACAGCAUCCCAGAGUGUAUUAUCACCUGCGCGCACGCGGACAUCCCCCGUCCGCUGGGUAAACACGCGAGCCUAUUACAACAGGAGUGUAAGGAAAGGAAAAAAGAAAAGGAUUCUGAUGCUUGUUUUUUUCGAGAGAUGCUGUCACCGCUCGUCUUUCCUCAGCUCCUCGGAGGAGUUAACAAGCAUGAAAAUGAUGGACGGGGUGUGCUUCAUUCCUGUCGUGUCCCAUCUUUCUGAGCUAAAGAAUGUGUUGCCAUAAUAGUUGAAGUUUUUUUUUGUUGUUUUUUUUUUUUGUUCCAAUACCUCCAAAGAGACUAGAGUUUCAGUCCCCAUUACCACUGUGGCCAUGUAAAAAGAGGACUUUGUGCAAAUCUUAGAGCGGAACCUCCCCCCCCCCCGCGACAUUUUGAAGGUCAAGUCUCUGAACACCCCGGCUUGUGAUACCUGAUGCCCAGAAGUGCUCUUUGGCACUUGUUUAACCGAUGUUUUUGUCUACCUGGCCCCGAGACACACGCUUUUGUUCCACCUCCUCGGCCUCCUCCAGGUGGUCCGCGGCUCCUCGCUGAAAACACUUAAACCCCUCAUCCGAACCCACUCUGGAGGGCCGCCAGACGCUUUUAAUGGACGCUCCCUGACUUUCACCACCUCCUCAGCAGCAGCAUCAGCAGCCUUAAAGGGCUCUCGAGGAAACCCAAUCAUGUGUCUGUGUGUGUGUGUGUGUGUGUGUGUGUGUGUGUGUGUGUGUGUGUGUGUCCACGGACAGGUGUGGAAGUCAGUGAUCUUCCGUGUCUAUCUUCACAGUCCAGUCAGACAGCACAGGUGUUCCCUCAGCACUCAAGCUCACACACUCUGAUCUCAGUCCCGCUGGUUGUCAGCUGGGGAUGUAACUUAGCAGCAGCAGGACGACGAGGAGGAGGAGGAGGAGGAGGAGGAGGGUGGAAAUAUAGUCGGCUUUGUUGUCUGCCCCCAAUUAUCAGAGAGCAUAAUUUCUAUAUUUAGAAGGCUGCAUUGGAGAAGACAAGGGAGGUGCCGAGGAGCUCACCUGCUGCUCCAAAGCUGUGGCCACUUCAUAGGGUGUGUUUGCGCAGGGCUGGUGCCUGCAGCUUUGUGUCAUUUGAAUCCCGCAACUAUUGAUUUCGGGCUCUUUGUUGUUUGUUUAUUCCUUAGUAAAUUGCCGUGCGCACAAAUUAUGAGCUGCAUGUGUGUUUAUAGGGAUUACAGCAGAAGUGUAAGUAUAGCGUUAUCCACUUGAUACUUUGGGGCUUGCAUCUGAGUCCAGAGAGAGAGAGAGAGAGAGAGAGAGAGAGAGAGGCAUUCUGGAAAAAAAUAAUGCAGCCGUUGGUCCAAAAUAUCAUCCACUCGUCCAUCCUUCCUUCAUGUUUUGUGGCCUGAAAGAAAGAAAAAAGUCAUCUUUCACACCUGAUGCCUUGUGGCCCGUUUGAGUUCAACCACUUUUAGUGUCACUGCUAAGAGGAUUUUGUGGUUGUGCUUUCUGCGAGCGGCAAUUAGAGCGGCAUACCUGAUUUACUGACACUCCACAUCACAGGCUGUCAGCUCCAGUGGAAAAUAUGCUCCUCUGUUUGCGUCUCCAUGGAGACAUUGGAAGGAAACAAUCGUGUUUAGGUGUUGUGGUGAAAAGAAAGAAGAAGAAGAAGAAGAAGAAGAAGAAGCUGAGGCACUGUCAUUUCUGCAGAGUGUGGUCUCUCAGUUCGAACAAGGCCCACAUAGUGAGCAACGCUCCUGUGUGUGUUUUUGGUGACUGACAGUGUUUUGCUUUGCCAGAAGGGAUCUGAACACACACGAGUCGUACCUGGAGGAGACUGGUACAGCAAACACACAGCUGCCAUCCGCAGCAUCUGUAACACAGUCGACGCAGGUCGCCGUGAGGUAAGAAGGGAUACAUUUAUAUAAUGGAAAGUUUGCGUCUGAUAAUAUGACAAGAAAAACCUUAAUUUUACAGUCUGUUUUUCAUAUCUAUUAUAAAAGGCAGUAUAAAAAGUACCAUACAAUAAAAAUGAGGAAUUUCACUGAAGUAUUUCCUGUUCAUGCUACAUUAGACUACCACUCCAUUACAAGCUGUAGACAACUAUUGUAUUUUUCCACUCCACAUUAUCACAGGUUUAGUUUAACACUUGAUCUACACAACAUACUAUCAUUGUGAAAAUUAUGACAUGCUGUUGAAGGUUUAACUUAUCUGUAUAUGAAGUUGUUUAAAUGAGCUGAAUUUCAAGCAGCGCCAAGGGAAAUCGUGUCACGUUCUGGGGAAAUGUGCUUGUUCGCCUCCUUCCAGAGAGACGGAUCUCUUCCCAGCCUCUGGUUUUAACUUCCACCCAGUCCCACACCUCACAUCUGCUGACCAAACCAGUGUGUGUGUGUGUGUGUGUGUGUGUGUGUGUGUGUGUGUGUGUGUGUGUGUGUGUGUGUGUGUGUGUGUGUGUGUGAGCGAGCCGUGUCACCCCAUCCUCUGGCCCAUGGGUCCACAUUACAGAGGCACAAAUUAGGUCUUGACAUUUGGGCUCUGUAAUUGCCCCCUGAAAAGCAUGAGGCAUCAAUUAGGCUCUCAGCGCCAUGACAGGUUAUCCCUACAGGACAUAAUCGCCCUGCUGGACUGCCCCGGCUGGACUGCCCCGCCAGGGCACACACACACACACACACACACACACACACACACACACACACACACACACACACACACACACACACAUACACAUGGACAAUUUGCUGGUGAAUUUUCGGUGCAGCAAUCAAGCAGAGACCGGCCACAAAAUGACCCGACAUGGUGUUUCUAUACAUAGUUCGACAUUAAGUGACUAUAAAAUCAAAUCCUCAUGUUGUGAAAUCUCAGCCGUGUGACAAUGUGUGCACGGAGGCCACGUCGGAGGAGUGGCAGCGGGUCUCAGGGUGCCGCUGCACUAAUAACAGCAUAGGUCCCUUUGAUUCCCCGACUCUGGUGCCGCCUGACAGUUUCUGCUCCCACGGGGCGUGGAGAUCUUUAGGGUCAGAAAAAAAGGUCAAUUGGUUCAUUUCCAUAGCUUCCACUUUAAACAUUCUUGUCGGCUUUGGAAGCAAUUCAAUCAGCAGUGAAAACACUGGUUAGCGGCGUGGAAUUACCAGCCGUCGUUAACGAUGCAGCGUGGUCACAAACAAGAUGGAUGUGUCCCACAGAGACAUGCAACACAAACUGUGUGAAGCCGUGCAAGACUACUUAGAUAUGAGUUGGAUGGUUUUUUUCCAGUUCUGAGACAUAUAAGACAUAAUGUGACCAAUGUGUAUAACUUAAUAAAAAAAGCUUUGAGUGGUAAAGUCA
Molecule: messenger RNA, 6166 nt
Organism: Scophthalmus maximus (turbot)
Lineage: Eukaryota; Metazoa; Chordata; Actinopteri; Pleuronectiformes; Scophthalmidae
Gene: fgf20b
Product: fibroblast growth factor 20b
Exons: 3
Coding region: 481-1131 (216 amino acids)
Biological process (GO): positive regulation of protein phosphorylation; cell differentiation; positive regulation of cell population proliferation
Cellular component (GO): cytoplasm
Molecular function (GO): fibroblast growth factor receptor binding; growth factor activity
Source: RefSeq, a predicted model, not a curated record